This is a messenger RNA of Macadamia integrifolia, 1178 nucleotides long. Its product is annotated as alpha-(1,4)-fucosyltransferase-like. The record is from RefSeq and is a predicted model, not a curated record. Lineage: Eukaryota; Viridiplantae; Streptophyta; Magnoliopsida; Proteales; Proteaceae. The transcript has 2 exons. Bases 56 to 769 code for a protein of 237 amino acids. Gene Ontology annotation, molecular function: alpha-(1->3)-fucosyltransferase activity. Gene Ontology annotation, cellular component: membrane.
UCAUUGGAACUCGUGUUUUGGCUAGAGGCGAAAAGGUGAUCCACUUCGGGUAUAUAUGGAUGUCGAGGCUGGGAGGAAACGGUCUGGCCAUGAGGAUAUUUAUAUUAGUUAUCACGCUGAUGAUGAUGUACAGUCAACUUAUGCUGGUGCCCUGUUCCAUAACAAUCGAAAUUAUCGCCUGUCCACUUACAAGAACAAUGACACACUUGUUUACUGGUCUUCAUCAAGGUGCCUUUCUCACAGAAACAACCUUGCCCAGAGUCUUCUCAAAUUGCUGCCUUACCACUCAUUUGGCAAGUGCCUGAACAAUGUGGGAGGCCUGGAUGUGGCACUUGAUCUCUACCCUGAUUGUGCAAAUGAUGUCAACUCUGCUCCAAAAUGGUGGGAUCAUCUACACUGUGCCAUGUCACACUACAAGUUUGUUCUUGCAAUUGAGAAUACCAUGACUGAGAGCUAUGUAACAGAGAAGCUAUUUUAUGCCCUAGAUUCAGGUGCAGUCCCCAUCUACUUUGGCGCUCCAAACGUGUGGGACUUUGUCCCUCCACAUUCAAUUAUAGAUGGGAAUAAGUUCAGCUCCAUGGAGGAAUUGGCUUCCCACGUUAAGGCAGUUGCGGAUGACCCAGUUGCCUAUGCAGAGUAUCAUGCUUGGAGGCGGUGUGGAGUAUUAGGUAACUAUGGGAAGACCCGUGCGGCAAGCCUCGACACACUACCAUGCCGACUGUGUGAACUUGUAAGUAGAAAGGGUGGUAGAAAUUAUAGAACACUAUGAAAGUUCUGGUCUCUUUGUUCCAUCCUUGUGGGAUGUUACUUCUUUUGUUCUAUUGGUAUUGUGGUAAUCAGAAGGACAUGCAUAGUUAAGGUCUUGUCUUAAGUAUGACCUCAAAGAGAUCUGAUUGAAUGGGCAUGAAUUCAUGGAGCCGAUCCCAUUUAGUUGAGAUUUUACUAAUAUUUUGUGUUGUAUUCUUUUUUUUUUACUUUAAUUUUACUUUUCUUUUAUUGUCUUUGAUCAUAUCCAUGUAGCCAAGUCAUGGAUCCAUUUAGUUGGAACAAGGCUGAGUUGGUUGUAUUGUAGUAAUUGGUUAUCUUAAAAUGUAUACAGGGAAAACUGACUGUCAGGAAUUUUAGUGGAAUUUUUUUCCAGACUUCUUUUAUUGUAAGAUCAAACUCAUUAUGAUCAA